UUCCACUUACAUAAAGAAGCCUGCAACUCCAGUCCCAUAUUCAUUAUGUAUUCCGCAAUUUCUUCAAUCUAUAAUUCCCUUUCAAGGAUGGUCAAUCCGUAUGGGAAUACGCAAGAGAAUACGAAUACGGGAGCCGGGGUGACUGCUGCGAACGCAUCCGAAAAACAUGACGGUACUGUUACCGCAAACCCUCAUACCAGAGUGGGUUCUGCGGUAUUCGCAUCUGCAAAGGAGGACUUUACUGUUACUGCUAACCCUCGUAACAGAGUGCGUGCUGCGGUAAACUCACCCUGGAUGCGAGAUGAUGUUACUGUUAAUCCUCAUACCAAAGUGGCUGAUGCUGUAUUUGCAUCCGUAAAAGAAGACGUUACUGUUACUGCUAACCCUCGUAACAGGGUGGGUGCUGCGGUAAACUCACCCUGGAUGCGA
This is a messenger RNA of Arachis ipaensis, 429 nucleotides long. NCBI's taxonomy places the organism in Eukaryota, Viridiplantae, Streptophyta, Magnoliopsida, Fabales, Fabaceae. The record is from RefSeq and is a predicted model, not a curated record.